UAAUUCUUAAGAGCAACAAUGUUUAUCAAAGAACUUCUAAGGCGAAACCAAUCCACGGUGUUCAGAAGAUUGUCAACACUGGUGAAACCAUUUCCUGUGUUGGAGGACACUGUUGAUUCUUCAUGUCCUCAGCUGGCAGCAGGCAAGAGGAAGGCAGAAGAGCAGUUAAUUCAACUUCAGCAGCUCAGUAAAAUCUGUCUUGCAGGAGGUGGUGAGAAGGGUAUAGCCUUACAUGUUAAGAGAAAUCGAAAAAUGCUGGUGCGAGAUAAAUUAAAACUUCUUCUUGAUGAUGAGGAUGACUUCCUGGAGCUGUCACUGCUUGCUGGUCUUAAUAUGGAGUAUGGAGAUAUUCCUGCAGCAGGCCUUGUUAAUGGCAUUGGAAAAAUCCAAGGGAGAUACUGUACAGUAACAUGCAAUGAUGGAACUGUCACAAGUGGGACUUUCUAUCCUAUCACCGUUACAAAAAGCCUUCGCUCACAAACAAUUAGUGCUAUGAAUCGUCUUCCUUGUGUAUACAUUGUAGAUUCUGCUGGUGGAUUUCUACCUUUACAAUCAGAGUUUUUUGCUGAUAAAAAUCAUGGUGGUCGUGGUUUCCA
Messenger RNA from Cherax quadricarinatus, 596 nucleotides. The record is from RefSeq and is a predicted model, not a curated record. Lineage: Eukaryota; Metazoa; Arthropoda; Malacostraca; Decapoda; Parastacidae.